This is a messenger RNA of Lasiosphaeria miniovina, 1308 nucleotides long. Its product is annotated as ATP-grasp domain-containing protein. The coding region runs from base 1 to 1308 and encodes 435 amino acids. The transcript is spliced from 4 exons. Gene Ontology annotation, biological process: succinyl-CoA metabolic process; tricarboxylic acid cycle. Lineage: Eukaryota; Fungi; Ascomycota; Sordariomycetes; Sordariales; Lasiosphaeriaceae. The record is from RefSeq and is a predicted model, not a curated record. Gene Ontology annotation, cellular component: mitochondrion; succinate-CoA ligase complex. Gene Ontology annotation, molecular function: succinate-CoA ligase (ADP-forming) activity; ATP binding; metal ion binding.
AUGUUCAAGCUCGGUCGCAAUCGCGCAUUGGCUUCGGCCUUUGCUGCCCCCAGGCUCACACCUUCCAUCAGAGUGCCGGGGUUUGCGCAACAACGGAGAGCCCUGAGCAUCCACGAGUACCUCUCAGCCGAUCUUCUCACCCGGUAUGGCAUCGACGUCCCCAAGGGCUCCGUCGCCCACACUGCCGCCGAGGCCGAGGCCGUUGCGAGGAGUAUCGGCACCGAUGAUAUGGUGAUCAAGGCUCAGGUCCUAGCCGGCGGCCGUGGAAAGGGCUCGUUCGAUAACGGCCUCAAGGGCGGCGUCCGUGUCAUCUACUCUCCCACCGAGGCCAAGAUGUUUGCCGACCAGAUGAUUGGCCACAAGCUCGUCACCAAGCAGACUGGCGCUGGUGGCCGCCUCUGCAACGCCGUCUACAUCGUCGAGCGCAAGUUUGCCCGUCGCGAGUUCUACCUCGCGAUCCUUAUGGACCGCGGCUCGCAGGGCCCCGUCAUCGUCUCGUCGUCGCAGGGCGGUAUGGACAUUGAGGGUGUCGCCAAGGAGAACCCCGAGGCCAUCACGACCACCUACAUUGACAUCAACGUGGGCGUGACCGACGAGGUUGCGCGCUCCAUUGCCACUAACCUGGGCUUCAGCGAGCAGUGCAUCGAGGAGGCCAAGGACACGAUCCAGAAGCUGUACAAGAUCUUCCUCGACAAGGACGCCACCCAGAUUGAGAUCAACCCGCUCUCCGAGACGUCGGACCACAAGGUCAUGUGCAUGGACGCCAAGUUCGGGUUCGACGACAAUGCCGAUUUCCGCCAGAAGGAGGUGUUUGAGUGGCGCGAUACGACACAGGAGGAUGCCGAGGAGGUUCGCGCCGCUCAGUCGGGCCUCAACUUCAUCAAGCUCGACGGCGAUAUUGGCUGCCUAGUCAACGGUGCCGGACUCGCCAUGGCCACUAUGGACAUUAUCAAGCUCAACGGCGGUCAGCCGGCCAACUUCCUCGACGUUGGUGGCGGUGCCACGCCCGCGGCCAUCAAGGAGGCCUUCGAGCUCAUCACGAGCGACCAAAAGGUGACGGCCAUCUUCGUCAACAUCUUUGGUGGCAUUGUGCGGUGCGACGCCAUUGCCAACGGCCUGAUCCAGACGGUCAAGACGCUCAACCUCAAGAUCCCCAUCAUCGCUCGUCUGCAGGGCACCAACAUGGAGCAGGCCCACCAGAUCAUCAACGACUCGGGGCUGAAGAUCUUCUCCAUCGAUGACUUGCAGAACGCGGCCGAGAAGGCGGUGCAGCUUUCCAAGGUCGUCAAGAUGGCAUCCGUAUACUAA